This is a messenger RNA of Puntigrus tetrazona (Sumatra barb), 1750 nucleotides long. RefSeq names its product NFKB activating protein (gene nkap). The record is from RefSeq and is a predicted model, not a curated record. Gene Ontology annotation, cellular component: nucleus. Gene Ontology annotation, biological process: regulation of gene expression. Bases 316 to 1440 code for a protein of 374 amino acids. The transcript is spliced from 8 exons. Gene Ontology annotation, molecular function: chromatin binding. Lineage: Eukaryota; Metazoa; Chordata; Actinopteri; Cypriniformes; Cyprinidae.
GUUUUCACAAUAGAAGAAUUAACGUAACGGAAACGUAAACACAAGUUGGAGUUCAACGACGCUAGUUCACAUUUUGAUCCGCUUUUAGAUGUUUACAGGUGUCGUGGCGAGUUUUAACAGCACCGUGAUUUAUACGAAUUAACAUUUCGACUCUAGGUAAAGAAACCGUUAAAUCGUUAUCUGGCUAACUUUGCUUUGCUGGUUCUUGGUGAACUGCGACAUGAGCGACAAAAUGUAACUGAACAGCCUGUUUUAUUCCCCAAGCAAAUAAAAGAGUUUUGGUUAACGUUAACGUCAACAACAGAGUUUCUAGCAAUGCCCGAGCUGGACGUGAAAUACUCCGGCGCCGUGAGCCCGAAAAGACGCCGCCACAGCCGCUCCAGCAGCCGCUCACCGGACCGAGGGCUGAAGACCCACAGGCACGAGCACGAGGACGACCACAAGUCGAGAUACAACGACAAAGAGAGGAGCAGGAACCGCUUUCGAGUCGGCUAUUCUCGCAGUCGCUCCAGGUCAAGGGAAAGAGAUCGGUCGAACUGGUCCGAUCAGAGAGACCGAGAUCACGGCUUUGGAUCAAGAUCCGAUUACUACGAGAAGAGGGACGAUGCCCAGCGACAGAGACAAGACGCCUUCAUCGCUAGGCGUCUGCAGGAACGCGAGAGAAUCGGUGAACUGGGAUGUCCAGAGGUCUGGGGAUAUUCUCCAAGAGUCAGAGAACCUGACUCGGAUGAACACACUCCUGUAGAAGAGGACGUGAAGAACAGCAGCUCUGAUUCGAGUUCACAGGAGGAAAAGAAGAAAAAGAAAAAGAAGAAGAAGAAGAAAUCAAAGAAGAGGAAGAACAGGAAGCACUCGGAGGACAGCGAGUCAGAAAGUGAUUCUGAAGAAGAGAUGAAAAAGAAGAAAAGAAAGAAGAAAAGUAAAAAGAAGAAGUCAAAGAAGAAGAAGGCGAAGAAGAAUCACAAGGAGUCCAGUAGCUCUAGCAGUGAACAUUCAGAGGAAGAAGAAGAGGAUGCCAAUGAAAUCUCAUGGGUGGAGAAGACAGGUGUUGGAGAACAUGUCGUUGGACCUGAAGCUCCUCUCACUCACCUGUCCCAAGAUGACAAACCUUUAGAUUUUGGCCACGCUUUGCUGCCAGGUGAAGGUGCAGCUAUGGCAGAGUUCGUCAAAGCGGGAAAACGUAUUCCAAGAAGAGGUGAAAUCGGUUUGACCAGUGAGGAGAUUGCAGAGUUUGAAAAAUGUGGCUAUGUCAUGAGUGGAAGCAGACAUCGGCGUAUGGAGGCUGUGCGUCUGAGAAAGGAAAACCAGAUCUACAGUGCUGAUGAGAAGAGGGCGCUUGCUUCCUUUAACCAAGAGGAACGAAGAAAGAGGGAGAGCAAGAUCCUUUCCAGCUUCAGGGAAAUGGUGUACAGAAAAACUAAAGGCAAAGACGAGAAGUAGGCUAUCCUGCAGAAACUUAUUUUCAGUUGGAAUGUUAUUUUUUUUUUCUUUUUUUAAAAGGGAAAAAGGCAACUUAAAACGUGAUGAAGUCACAGGUUUUACUUAAAUGUGUGAUUGUAUAAAUUUUUGUUUGCCUGGGCAUCCUCCUGUACAGUAUACGGUGAGAGGCUUGUGAACUAGAAUUGAUAUGUAUGUUUCUUUUAUUACAAACAAGAAAUAAACGGUGAUCAUUAGAACUCAAAUCAUUAACCACUGCAAUACCCUUCGUGUAAUGUGCAUUGCAUCUAAAUAAAAUUGGUCAUGUGAUUCA